Dothidotthia symphoricarpi CBS 119687 is the source of this 1242-nucleotide messenger RNA. RefSeq lists its product as uncharacterized. Gene Ontology annotation, cellular component: mitochondrion. Bases 134 to 1024 code for a protein of 296 amino acids. The record is from RefSeq and is a predicted model, not a curated record. Lineage: Eukaryota; Fungi; Ascomycota; Dothideomycetes; Pleosporales; Dothidotthiaceae. The transcript has 2 exons.
AUUACUACGACGACAAUGCCUCUUCCAGCGGCGCCCCAGCCCACUCUCGCGCCGCCCAUUCUCCAGCAGCAGCCCACUCGCGCACAAAAAAACCGGCCGCAUCAGCGACCCCGCCAUAGCAAAAGCAGUAGCCAUGAACGCCAGCGGGCCCGCGCCACUCGCCGCCAUGGAAACCGCGUCGCGCGACAUAGACGCCAUGCAAGAGGACAUUGGGGUGCUGCAGGGGACUGUUGUGCGGGCGGAUCUGCGGCAGGUGGGCAGCCCGCUGAGCCUGGGCUUCUGGCGCUACUUUUGGAGCCUGCUCAAGGCGAAGGCUACGGGGUUGUACUCGCGCUCUCAUUAUAGAAUGUGCAUUCAGAAGAUUGGGUGGACUCGCUAUCUGCCUGUUGAGACGGGGAAUAAUCCGCAGUUGAGGGAUCGCGCGAAGAGGCUUUAUGAGCAGUUUUAUAAGGCGCUUGCUAGCGGCGACGCCACCCCCAUACAAGAUCUCUGCCUCCCCCCCAUCCUCAGACGCCUCGACAUACGCAUCGCCUCCCGCGGCCCCAUAACCAUGACCUGGAACGUCCAAACCUGGAAAUCCGCACGCGUCGUCUCGCACCGCGCCUCGGCCCAAAGCGAAGACGUAGCCCCAGACACAGCCUACCGCCAAGUCGUAAUCCGCCUCGAAACCGUGCAAGUCCUGUCCAUCCAGCCCACGAACGCGCCCACCAAGGCCCCGCGCAGUAGCACCAGCAGUGCGCGCGGAGUCCCGCGGUGGGUACCCGACGGGGCGCCGGACGCCAAGGCAGCCAGAGUCGUCGAGGCUCAGAGCAGCGAUGUCGAGCAGCUGCCUUUUGUGGAUAACGGCGUGCCGCGCACUGUCGUCGAGUAUCUUGUCAUGCAGCGGCGGGUGGUGAGGGGGGUUGAGGAGAACUGGAAGAUUUGGGGCUUUAUGCAACCUAGUACGCCUGCGAGCUUGAAGGUCGAUGAGUCAUAUUGGCGGAAGACGCUGGAUGCUAAUCUGGCGAUGUCGAGGUCGCGGUAGAGGGGUAGAUGUACGGCGAGAGAGAGAAAGCAUGAGUGGGGAAGCUCUCGUCUCUCCCUCUCUCCCUCGCUCUGUGCUGAAUAGAGCAUACGAUACUCGAUUGUAAAAUAGUUGGACAAAGUAGUUGUACAGUAUUUUUCUACAAGGACGAUCCGGUCCCUACCCCACCCCACCCACCGUCAUGCUAGUAUAACAUCGUCUAUCUGCCCGUGUCUUGC